AUGGCUCGAGGACAACAAAAACUUCAAUCUCAAGCAAAAGCACAAGAGAAACAAUUGAAAGCUAAAAAACAACAGGGACACAAUGCGAACGCUCAAAAGAAAGCCGCACAAGCUGCUCUCGUACACGUUUGCACCGUUUGCAAGGCACAAAUGCCCGAUCCGAAGACUUAUAGGCAACAUUUCGAAAACAAACAUCCGAAAAAUGAAAUACCGAGCGAUUUGAAAGAAAUCCCCUUGGUCAAACUGACUAUUUCAUUUCCUUUUUCCGUUAAUCGUUUCAUUCGAAUGAAUUCGAAUUUCGUUACGGGUUUUUAA
This is a messenger RNA of Pediculus humanus corporis (human body louse), 315 nucleotides long. RefSeq names its product zinc finger protein, putative. The record is from RefSeq and is a predicted model, not a curated record. The transcript has 3 exons. NCBI's taxonomy places the organism in Eukaryota, Metazoa, Arthropoda, Insecta, Psocodea, Pediculidae. Bases 1 to 315 code for a protein of 104 amino acids.